UUUUUUUCUCCUUUUCUUUUCCAUAUACAUUUUUCCGUUUCAUAGUAAUAAAGAACAUAACGAUGGCUAAAAACUUAUUUCUACCGUUUGGGAAAAGACAGCAAUAUGAAUGUCCAGAAUGUCCAGUAUGCUUUAAUUGCCAACUACCCACGGACAAUUGUGUUAAUGGAGGAACAUGUGAUCCAAGCGGUGCUUGUCUUUGUCCAGCAGGAUGGGGUGAUUUGGAUUGCUCAAAGCCAUUAUGUGGAUCCCUUUAUGAUAAAGACAGACCACAAAGGAAAGAAAAUGAAGAUUGUGCUUGCGAUCCGGGGUGGGGUGGAGUUAAUUGUAAUGUAUGUCAAGAAGAUAAAGCUUGUCAGUCUUUUAAAGGCGAUAAUGCAACAUGUAUUAAAACUGCAAUUGGUUUAAAAUCGAUGCAUGCAUGGUGUGACACUACAAAUAUACCAUGGAUAGAUAAUACGCAUGUAUCACUUAUGUGCGAAUGGGAGAAAAGUCAGUGUUUAUUUCAAUUUUGGAAAGAUAAUGAAGAACAGUUUUAUUGUGAAUUAAGCGAAUGUACUCAGACAACUUCAGGAGAUAAUGAUGUGCAGGGGCACUGUGCUAAAGCAAGUUGCGGCUGUAUGAAAGGUGCCUUUAUGUGUGGUAAAGAAGUAGAUAUGUCAAAUUUGGUUAAAAAUGUAAAAGGACCUUCUGAAUGGUUUUGUAAAAAUGGAAAGGAUUGUUGGUAUAAUGAAUAUUCGACAUUAGUCACAGUCUUUCCUGAUAAUAUACAACUUUCUUGUGAUGUUGGUGAAUGCGCAAAUGAACAAGAUUUUCUCGAUGUUGCACCUAUUGAACAAGAAUUUUCAAGUUAUACCGAAAUGAUGAUUAUUGGUGCUUUAUUUAUUGCAUCUAUUUUAUUAUUUAUCAUUACAAGAUUCACAGCUUCAAGACAAAAGAAGCUAUUUGGUACACCUAUCGAAUUAUUAAAUGAAGAAGAUGAUAGCAUGACGGAUCUACUAACGGAUUCAACUGAGGUUACAUUAACUUUUUCAGAUAUUAGCUAUACAGUGUCAAAUAAGAUUAUAUUAUCGGAUAUAAGUGGUUAUGUAGAGCCUGGACAGAUGUUGGCUGUCAUGGGCCCCUCAGGUGCUGGUAAAUCAAGUCUUCUAGAUAUUUUAUCUAAAAAGCAUAAACAUGGUAUAACGGUCGGGAAGAUCUUGAUCAAUGGUGUAUUUCCUACACGUCGACAAUUUAAACGUUUAACAGGAUUUGUGGAUCAGGAUGACAGCUUGAUGGGUACACUUACAGUACGAGAAACAUUGACCUAUGCUGCAUUGAUGCGACUGCCGCGUGAAAUGCCUUUAAGAACAAAACAAAAACGAGUAGAAGAGGUGAUACAAGAAUUAGGUUUAACAAAGAUUGCUGAUAAUAAAAUUGGUAUACCUGGACAACGUGGUAUUAGUGGAGGAGAAAAGAGAAGAGUAAGCAUUGGCAAAGAAUUGGUGACUAGUCCAAGUUUAUUAUUUUUAGAUGAACCAACUAGUGGUUUAGACGCUUAUAAUGCUGGGGUUGUUAUGGAAUGUCUUCGAAAAUUAGCACACGAAGGUAAAAGAACCAUUGUUGUUACUAUACAUCAGCCAAGAUCUAAUAUUUUCAAAAUGUUUGAUUCUUUAAUGCUUCUAACAAACGGACAAUUGGUCUAUUUUGGCCCAGCAAAAUCAUGCUCAACCUAUUUUAAAGAACUUGGUUUUCCCAUUCCUCCAGAUUAUAAUAUUGCAGAUUAUCUAAUCGAUCUUACAAUGAAAAAGCCUGAAGAUUCAAUGCCUAAUAUACCCAUACCAUCAAGUCAUAGUCAAACAAAUGUUAUUGCUCAACCUUUAGAAGAUGUACAACAGACAACUUAUGUUGAUAAUAGAGAAGAGACAGAAUUUAAUUUGCUAUCAGAAUCCAAUCAUAUACAUUAUUUAAUAGAGUCUUUUCGUUCAUCAGAUCUUUAUAAAAUAAUUGAAAAUAAGGUCGGCUUAUCUGAAACUUCAGAUAAUUAUGAUGGUUAUUCAGUUUGGGCUAAUGCACUUGGUAGUCAUGAACAUCAAACCCUGAAUACCUUUUCUAUAUAUCAGUUUUAUCAUGAACUGUCAUUACUAUCGUCACGUACGUUUAUUAAUCUUUAUCGAAAUCCAUUUCUAUUUUUUACACAUUUCGUAUUUUCUAUUGUCUUGGCUAUUUUACUGGGAACUCUAUUUUGGCAAGUGGAUGUAGAUCUUUCAGGUGUACAAAAUAGACUAGGAGUUUUAUUCUUUAUGUGUGCCCUUUUAGGGUUUGCAGCUACAAGUGCAUUAGACAUAUUUAACAAAGAAAGGCUAUUAUUUAUGCGAGAAAGAGAAAAUGGCUAUUAUAGUCCAAGUGCCUAUUUUGUGGCAAAAGUUUUACUUGAUAUAGUAUCCCUUCGUGUGUUUCCACCUUUAGUUAUGGGCUCAAUUAGCUAUUAUAUGAUCGGACUAAACCCAGCCUUCAUUGUUUUUAGUAAAUUUUUAGUUGUUCUAGUAUUAUUCAAUUUAACUGCAGCUGGUUUAUGUUUAUGUUUCGCAACCGCUUUUAAAAAUUUAUCAGUUGCUAAUUUGCUUGCUAAUUUAACAAUUUUAUUCUCCAUGCUUUUUGGAGGAUUUUUAUUAAAUAAAGAUCAUAUUCCGCCAGUGUUAAGUUGGUUACAAUAUCUUAGUUUUUUUAAUUAUGGAUAUGAAGCGCUUAUCGUAAAUGAACUUAAGGAUAUCACUUUACGUGAUAAGUCUAUUGCCGAUAUUCAAAUUCCAGGACCCAUUAUACUUGCUAGAUUUGGAUUUAAUGGACAAGCAUUUUGGACAGACAUUAGUCGUUUAAUAUGGUUUAUUCUUUUUACAUUAAUUUUAUCAUUUUUGUUUUUAAAGUAUUUAGUAAAAGAAAGACGUUGAAAAGAAAAUAUUUAUUAACAGUCAUAAUAAAAGGAAAAUUUUUCUAUUUUUUUUU
Messenger RNA from Cokeromyces recurvatus, 2985 nucleotides. RefSeq lists its product as uncharacterized. NCBI's taxonomy places the organism in Eukaryota, Fungi, Mucoromycota, Mucoromycetes, Mucorales, Mucoraceae. The record is from RefSeq and is a predicted model, not a curated record. Gene Ontology annotation, cellular component: membrane. Bases 63 to 2930 code for a protein of 955 amino acids. Gene Ontology annotation, molecular function: ATP binding; ATP hydrolysis activity; ABC-type transporter activity. The transcript is spliced from 14 exons.